UUUGACAUUGAUGUCUGUCUUUUCGAUCUGUCAGCUUUCCGAGUCCGUGCGUGAUUCCUGAAAUCACAUUCCUAGUUUUAGAAACAGUGUUAAUGUAAAAAAAAGAAACUAAUAAAAUGUCCCUAUUUAGUGAUUUGCUGCCUAUAAACAAAAAUGAAGAAAAAACAAGUAACACAAGCGCGGCGGGGUUAUCGCCGUACCUCAAUUUUGAUCCUCACUAUAUACCAAAAUCUCAACCAGAAUUCCUAUAUCUCGACGACAGACAUAUGGCAUCAACUGCUAGAAGAUCCAACGUAGCUCUACCCAUCAUAGGAAUGUCCUUCAUGAGUGGUUCAGGUUUGGGAGGUAUGGCAGGUCUAUACAAAGGAUUAAGAGCUACAACACUGGCUGGACAAACAGGAAAAGUUAGGAGAACACAAGUAGUCAACUAUAUUAUGAAACAGGGAACAACAACAGGUUGCACUCUGGGCAUCAUAGCAUCAUUUUAUUCCUGCAUUGCUCUCGGAGUGACAUGGCUUCGUGAUAAAGAGGACACCUCCAACACCUUCAUUGCAGCAGCGACCACAGGAAUGAUCUACAAAAGUACUGCAGGCUUACGCUCAAUGGGCUUAGGAGCAGCUGUGGGUCUUACUCUAGCAGGAGUCUAUACCCUAGUUACCGACAAUGACAAUAUAUGGAGUAAAGCUAGAUACAACCGAAUGUGAUUCUCUACCGCCUACCUUAGUAAUUAUGUAUAUAAUAGACUGUUAUUUUACAGCCAUUUUCAAUAACAAAUUCUUAGUAAGAGAUAAAGUCUUAUUACUUUAUAUUUUUUUUGGUAAGUAGGUAAAAAUAUUGUAAUAAUAGCUAAGUUGAGAAAUGGUUAUCAUCGUUGGAUGAAUAGCAUACAUCUCGUUU
Diatraea saccharalis (sugarcane borer) is the source of this 897-nucleotide messenger RNA. Lineage: Eukaryota; Metazoa; Arthropoda; Insecta; Lepidoptera; Crambidae. The record is from the annotation of a GenBank genome assembly.